CUCAUUCUGUCAGCUGCGGCCGGCGCGCGUGCAGCUGGGGAAAGGAGCGGCGUCACAGCACCGGGUGCGCUCCAGUAUACACACGCACAGUGGUCCACCCGCAGUUACUUUCGAGUGUAGUCAUACGGAAUAGGUAUCGUUCUCGCGUCUUCGCACCGUAACUUACUGGAGGCAGUUCGUUCACGUUCCCUCAGCUGUCUGACAUGAACCGCGGAGUGUUUUGACAACCGACCACUGACAGUCUUGGACGCGACAGUUAACGCUUCCGUUAAAGAGCGCACAAACGUAGGCACCUGCUACCCGUGAGCAUGGCGACUGGAGUGCUACCGCCGGACGCGACUCUGGAGUUCCACCUGGUGACGCUGUUCGAGAAGCUGGAGUCGGCGCGCCUGGAGGCGGCGUGCGCCCCCGGGGGCGGAGCGCCCUCGGCCGCGCUGCGCCGGCCGUCGAUGCAGGCCGAGGUGCGCACGCUUGAGUUCUGGCGCUCCAUCAUCUCGGAGUGCCUGGCGUCCUUCUUCUACGUGUUCAUCGUGUGCGGCGGCGCCGCGGCGGCUGUCUCCGGGCCGCCGGCCGGCGGAUCUCCGCUGCUGCUCACCACCGCCGUCGCCACAGGCCUCGCCGUAGCGACGCUCACGCACUGCUUCGGACACAUCUCAGGGGCGCACGCCAACCCCGCGGUGACGGCCGCUCUGCUGGCGACGCGGCGCGUCUCCGUGCUGCGAGCCGCCAUGUUCGUCGCGGCGCAGUGCGGCGGUGGCAUCGCGGGCGCAGCACUGCUCUACGGGGUGACGCUGCCGUCGUCGGGGACCGGCCUGGUGUCCUCUUCGCAGUCCCCGGUGCUCAGCACGCUCGUGUCGCUGCCGCCGCACUUCACCGCCUGGGAGGGCUUCGGCGUCGAGUUCAUCCUGACGUUCGUCGUCGUCUUCACCUACUGCGUCUCCAUGGACUCGUACCGCCGCUGGCUCGGCGGCUCGUCCGUCAGCAUCGGCAUGGCCUAUCUCGCCUGCUCCCUCGUCUCGACUCCAUCGCUAAACCCAGCGAGAGCUCUGGGACCUGCUUUUGUGAUGAACAAGUGGGAAGAUCACUGGGUUCACUGGUUAGGUCCAAUACUUGGAGGUAUUGUGUCUGGUCUGAUCUAUGAAUAUAUUUUCAACCCGAGAAGGCAUUUCCAUCAUCAGAAGGAGUCAAUUGAUGGAGAUUCAUCAAGCAUCCACUCUGAUGAAGACCCAUAUGAUGAACUGGAGAAGCCGUCUGGUCCUAAGUUUAAUGGCUCCACAUACAACACACUACGCGCCACAGACUUGUACCGAUCAGCAGUUAACCAGGCAGGACCACCAACUCCAGCCUCACCAACAGGUCCUGGUAAUGCUUAUUGUCCAAGUUUGACAACAGCCAGUCUCUACUCAGCACCACCCUGUAAACUUGACAGAGUGGAGUCUUUGUAUGGAGGCACCAAAUCACUGUAUGCAAAAUCACCACCAUUGACAAGAGCUAAUCUGAACCGUUCACAGUCUGUGUACAGCAAAGUGCCUUCAGGCCCUGCCUGUGCACAGAGGGAUGGACUUCCAAGACCUGGGCCUCUGGUGCCAGCACAAUCUUUGUAUCCUAUGAGGUUCAACCAAAACCUCAAUGUUACCAACCAAAAUGCUCAAAACCAGCAAAGCCAGCUGCAGCAAAGAUCAGAUAGUAUCUAUGGAGUUCGUGGAGUAGCGACAGUUGCAAGUCGUCCUGAGGCAGGUGGUGUAUACGGUGUAAGUCAGUGCAGUAGUGGGACUGGAUGCAACACAGGGACAAACAAAUAUGGUGGAGGUUCUGCUCGCCCAGAGUCAAUGUACGGCAUAAUAUCACGCAGACAGGAUUCAGCAGAUUCUUCGUAUGGGUCUUAUCACAGUGGUGGAGGUGCAAGCACUGCCAACAGUUCUUCGACAAGAGGUGGUGUAUCAGUAAAUGGAGCAACUAAUAGUGUUAAUACUAGUGGACCUCCCAGUUAUACAAAUAAUAAGUGUAGUUCUUCAGGAGCAACACAGGGAUUUAAUCCAACUAGGAAUGAACUGAGACAAUCACCUCAGCAUCAACUGCUGUCACCUAACCCUACAUCAGUGGUCAACCCUACUAAUUCAGUAGCUUCAUAUCACCAAAAUCAGAGGCACUCACCGAAUACUCAGUAUUAAGUAAAUGAAGGAGAAAAAUUUAGCAAGAAGUAUAUACUCAUCUGUGUCAUAGCUGAGGUGCUGUGACACUUUUAAGACAUUCAUGUAAUGAGUAGAACUGAACUGGAACUGCAGGCAAAAUUCACAUGACUGAAUAAGACAAUGCCUGUGCCACUCCAGAAAAUAAUUUUGAUGUGUAAUACAUCAUUCACUUGUAUACUCAUCUUUUGAAGAUUAAUGGUAGGGUGGAGUGAUGCUAUGAUACUGAUAGGCUGUAUUGUGGGUUACCAUUUUCCUCACAGUGCAUUAUGUUGGCAUUUUUAUGUAACCUAGUUUAUGUAAUGCUGAUUAGCACAGUUUCUUCAUUAACUGUGCACUGUAUAUAGCAGACAUUGACUAGAUUUUUUUUAGUUAACUGUUUUUUAACCAAAGGUUUGUUUGAAGAAAUAUGUUGUUAUACUUCAGAUUCUGUUAUUGUAUACAGCUCCUUUGUAUCUGUGUCUAUGUUUUUGUUAUGCUAUAAAGAAAGAGUUAGUUUAGAUAAGUCUUUGUUUCUUUUUCUGUUUCAUUAUAUAUGUUUCAUAUUCAUAAUUUUACUCUUCCCUUUUCACUGCAAAUUUUACAAGUUCAAGUGUGGUUGUGAAGAUACAAACCUUUCCAGAAAAUAAAUGCAUUUCAUUUGCAGUGUACUAUUGUGUAUUGCCAUAAAAUACUAAAUAAUAUAAAGUGGUCUUUAUACAACUUGUCAGUUGAAAGGAAGCAAGAUAUAUAUCAACUUACAUUUAUAUAUUAUGUGUAUAUACUGCCACUGUUGUAUAUUGUGCAAUCUUGAAUUGUACCGAUUGAGAUGUUAUACCUUUUAAGCCACUUUGAACAAAAAAUGUAAAUAGAAUUUCUUUAUUUAACACACCAUAAGUGGUAAAUACACUUCUUUGAUGGAAUCAUUUUAAUGUGCAGUCAUGAGUUCCUAUAAAGAAGUAGAACCCAGAACCCAAAAAACUUGAAAUAAACAAGUUAAUGUUAAUUUGAACUUUUGUAUUAUCAAGAGUUCUAGAUAAAAAUCUGAUAUGCCACUGGAAAUUAAAAUUGUAGUUUUUAUUCCAAUGUUCAAACAAUGUAAUUGGAUGAUCAAAUGUUUGAAUUAUUUGUAAGAUUAAAUGUUUUUAUGUAACACUGUGUUCAAGAACUUGUGUAAGCAUUGUCAAAUUAUUAUACUGUAUGUAAAAGAUAUCUGGCCUUCCAAAUGACACCACAGAAAAUCCAAACACCACAGAAAAAUUCAAACAAGAAAUCAAAGCUGAAAUCUGCAAUAAUGCAAACAAGAACACAAUACUCUGAUACUGAAUUUAUACCACAACUGCUGGAGAAGGUUAAUUUUCUGAAAUUAGAGUUCUGGUAUGAUAAUCUCUAUAUUAUUGUAAAAUAUUUAUAAAACUUGAAUAUAAGAAAAAUUACUUUGCUGCAAUAAAUUGUGACUGUGAAAGAAUGAUAUUAGCAGUGGAGAGCAAAUUUGUUUUUUAAGAUGGUUUUCACUAUUUAUUUUUUUUACUCUUAAGCAAAAGGGACAAUUCCACAUUAAAUGCAAUGUGUGGAUAAGGUUACAGGGAACUCAGUUACAUAGCUUGUUUGUCAGAAGAUAGUAAGUUAUGUAGUUUCAAUGCAUUGUUUGUGGAUGCAGUAAUUACUGCAUUAAUGACGUGUCGAAACACUCUUCAGAUUGUAAGGUGAUUCAUCUGCACAUGAAUUUUGUUGAUUAAAGGAGGAUUUAUGGAGGGUUUACAGUGCUAUGCAAGGAAAAUAAUAUUUAAUGGAACAUAUAUUUUAAAUUCUGGGAGUAAUCUUAUUAUACUAGUGGCACACAGUUUGUGAUUUGCUCAACUUGUUGAACAAAGAACUGACUGAAUUUCAUUUAUAGAAUGUUAUUACUCUUCUGUGAACCAGUUCUGUCCUUGUGUAAAAAUAGAAGGCAUGAUGCAUUUACAAUGUAAAAUGGCAUAUUCACUUGUGGAAUUUGUUUAGCUGUGGAAUGAUACUUCAUUUGUUAUAUUUUCAUUAUAGGUAAUGUUUUAAAUGCAUUUUUCUUAGCAGGAGGAACAUUGUACAAAAUUUGAGUUUUGAUUCUCUGGACUAUAAAUUAUUCUGUGUAAUGUGCUUGGAAAAAGAUAAAAAUGAAGAAAUAGGUCACAGAAAUUUUCUAAAAGUAUUCAUGCUCAUGUAACUGUCUGUUUAGUAUUCUUCUUAUGUAUCCCACAUUUCUCAUCUUGAUGAAUGUUUUAGAAUAAAUCUACUAAGUUUUUUCCUUACAUACCUUGUAGCACAAAAUGUCUAGGCAAUUAGAUUUAUUAUGGAUGAAAAUGCUACCUCAGGAAGUCUGAUACUGUUACAUAGAAAGACUAGAUUAAAACUGGUAGUACUUGUAUGACUCUGCAAUAAAAAGAUUGUGAAACUCUUAAAGAA
Messenger RNA from Schistocerca gregaria, 4607 nucleotides. Its product is annotated as neurogenic protein big brain-like. The record is from RefSeq and is a predicted model, not a curated record. NCBI's taxonomy places the organism in Eukaryota, Metazoa, Arthropoda, Insecta, Orthoptera, Acrididae. The transcript is spliced from 7 exons. Gene Ontology annotation, biological process: transmembrane transport. Gene Ontology annotation, cellular component: plasma membrane. The coding region runs from base 309 to 2171 and encodes 620 amino acids. Gene Ontology annotation, molecular function: water channel activity.